AUGCUGCUGCAGUGCCAGGCUGUAGCUUACUCUGUGUCGACAGUUGACGAGUAUUCUGUCAGCUAUUCACCCCGUCAACCACCUAACAAACCACCCAACCGUCAACGCACACCCAACCACACUACAAAGCCACCAACAAAACCCAGCCACCUUAACAUCAACCAUCCGAUACCAUCUAACCGCAAUCUACUCAGCCACCCACCAGCCAACAAACAACCCAAUCGAAAGCACAACCCACUCACCAUCAACAUCCAUCCGACACCAUUUAACCGACAAUACAUCCCAGCCCCCAACAUUAAACCACCCAACCUAAAAUACCAACCACCUGACAAAACCACCCAACCGAGACCACACAGCCGAUCGCACUACAAAACUGCCAACAACACCCAGCAGACACGGCCUCUCGACUACCAACACCAUCUCGCCGAGUGA
Homalodisca vitripennis (glassy-winged sharpshooter) is the source of this 432-nucleotide messenger RNA. RefSeq names its product extensin-like. The coding region runs from base 1 to 432 and encodes 143 amino acids. The transcript is spliced from 2 exons. The record is from RefSeq and is a predicted model, not a curated record. Lineage: Eukaryota; Metazoa; Arthropoda; Insecta; Hemiptera; Cicadellidae.